AGGUCGUCUCCAUGGAAUCCGGACCAGGAACACGACCGAACCUCUUUGUCUCACAUACUCAUGUUUAUCCAAGCUAUGGAUAAAGGCAUUUCAAGUUUUCUACAGUCUCUACAUCCUUUAUAUGUGUGCCACGAAGGACAGCAACAGACCUGACCAUUUUGGUAAUACCGACCGACACUGGCUAUCGAUGCUACCUUGGUGCAUACAAGUAGAUUGCGUCCUGCGUUAUUCACCUCUCAAGAAAGGGUCCGAUAUUCUGAUAUUCUGACUGACCAUUUAGCCGCAAAAUCGAUGGUCGCCGCCAAGGGCCUGGCCGCAUGUAGGUUUAAAACGCUGCAUGGCUCGAUCUCUUAAAUACACUCGCUGUUGUUAAGAGACCGCCAGCUCACUCCACAAUACGCAGAACCUCAUCCUACUACCUGUCCUGAAUCAUACUGAAUAUGUCUACUCCCCGAGUCUGGUUCAUUACCGGUACCUCUUCUGGCUUUGGCAGGUUAACGACCGAGAAAGUCCUUAGUCAUGGAGACAUUGUUGUUGCAACAGCAAGGAAGCCUGAGGCACUCGACGACCUAAAGAGCCAAUAUCCGAGUAGCAAGCUGCUUGUCCUCCCCCUCGACGUCACCGACUACCAGCAAAUCAAGGAUGCUUUCUCCAAGGCGAAGGAUGCGUUUGGCAGAAUCGAUAUUGUCUUCAACAAUGCAGGGCGUGGCCUUGUGGGCGAAGUCGAAGGAAUCCCGGAAGAAGAAGCCCGCGCGCUGUUUGAUACGAACUUCUGGGGAGCGAUGAAUGUUAGUCGCGAAGCAGUUCGGUUUUUCAGGGAAGAGAACAAGCCUGCGGGCGGCAGAUUGCUUGUUAACUCCUCGAGGGUAGGCAUUCAAGCCAUGCCCCUCAUAGGAUUUUAUUCAGCGACCAAACAUGCGUUGGAAGGCAUUACCAAGGCACUUGCUCAGGAGCUUGAUCCAGCUUGGAAUAUAAAGGUAACGUCCUUGGUUCCUUGGUCUCUGGAGGUCGUGCCUUAUGAGUCUCCAGGUCACUCUAGUCCAACCUGGAUUCUUCCGUACCGCCGUAGAAACAAAGUCUGUUCUCUGCCCGAUCCAUCCCGCCUAUAGCGACCCCGCUCUCCCUGGAAAUCUCAUUCGCGCCUCGAUCAAGAGUGAUAGGCCAUUCGGUUCGGAUACUGUGGAAGGCGUGAAAAGGAUAUACGAUGUAGCGGGAUUACCGGAGCCACCUUUGAGGCUCCCGAUAGGGCUAGACUCGAUCGAAGCAAUUAGAGCUGAGUUGGCGAGCGUCAAGGCGGAUACUGGAAGGCAUGAACACUGGUCUGAAGGUCUGGUGUACAUCGACGUAUGAAGAGCAUAACCUGUUUUUGUGCACAUUAAUGUUUCGCUUUUGCGGUCGCUUGGGAUAGAGUUUCAUUUCCAUUCUCCACUCGUUCACCUUGACGUGUAAUAGAUUUCGAGUUUAAUAGCUGUUACAGGACAUGCAAUUGCACGCUGGACCGAUACAACACGG
Somion occarium is the source of this 1512-nucleotide messenger RNA. The record is from the annotation of a GenBank genome assembly. NCBI's taxonomy places the organism in Eukaryota, Fungi, Basidiomycota, Agaricomycetes, Polyporales, Cerrenaceae.